Molecule: messenger RNA, 1551 nt
Organism: Archocentrus centrarchus (flier cichlid)
Lineage: Eukaryota; Metazoa; Chordata; Actinopteri; Cichliformes; Cichlidae
Gene: mettl8
Product: methyltransferase 8, methylcytidine
Exons: 10
Coding region: 225-1409 (394 amino acids)
Molecular function (GO): tRNA (cytidine-N3)-methyltransferase activity
Source: RefSeq, a predicted model, not a curated record
UGAAGGAGGAUGCCUCUCAGGACCUUCAAAUUGUGUCUGAUUAAAGUCCCAGCAUUCCCAAGACCUCUGCUCCUCCGGCUCAGCAGUUCAGCGGCGUUAGCGGUCCUCUUCCUCUGCUGUGGCGCCAUCUGCAGGUGGUACGUUUUCUUACAACGGGGCUGCUAGCAGCAUAACAAGGCCGACUAACUGAAGUGACCACAACAGCCCACCCACAGUGAGAGUAAAUGAAUACAGCAAAGAGGUUCUCCAUAGCCAAAGUGGCUGCAGUUUUCAUCAGAUUCUCUAUGAGAUUAAAGAGCAGUGGUGGGAGACCUUCAGCUCCACUGGGCUCACGGAUUCUGACCAAUCCUGAUGACAUCUUUAAGCACAACAUGUGGGAUCAUGUGCAGUGGACAGAGGAGGACCUAGAAAUUGCACGGCAGAAGGCUGAAGAAAAUUCCUGCGUACGACUUCCUUUAAAUGAACAAGGUAAAUUUAUCACAGCAGCUUGCCAAUGCUGGGACCAGUUUUAUGAGACUCACCAGGACAAGUUCUUCAAAGACCGCAGGUGGCUGUUUUUAGAAUUCCCUGAGCUGCUGCCUUCAGGUGCAAAAGGCCAGAGUACAAACAUGUGUCAGGGUCAUCAGCAAGCAGCCACCCCACUAUGUAGUGCAUCCAGCAUGGCCAUCGAGGGGGGACAACAUCAACAGGGCAAUCCCACUCACCAUCACAGGAAUACAGACCCCUUUAACUUUCAGGAGUCCUGCCAAGAAGCAGUGCGAGAAACAAAUGAAGCUGCUGUAGAGAAUUCUGUUUUUCCUGGACAACAUGCAUCUUUCAGGAUCCUGGAGGUUGGAUGUGGAGUUGGUAACAGUGUAUUUCCUAUCGUAAAUAACAUCAAAGAAACAGACUCAUUUUUAUACUGUUGUGACUUCUCGCCACGUGCCAUUCAGCUGGUUAAGGACCACCCAGACUACAAUGACUCGGUGUGUCAUGCCUUCGUCCAUGACAUUUGUGACAAAAUGGCCACCUUUCCAUUUCCUCCUCAGAGCCUGGAUGUUAUUCUGGCAGUAUUUGUGCUCUCCUCCAUUCAUCCAGAGCGUUUGCAAGGAGUUGUGAACCAUCUGUCUGCCUACCUGAAACAUGGAGGCAAAUUCCUUUUCCGUGAUUAUGGGAGAUACGACUUCUCACAACUCCGGUUUAAGAAGGGACGGUGUUUAUCAGAAAAUUUCUACACACGUGGAGACGGAACCUGCGUUUAUUUUUUCACAAAAGAGGAGGUUCAUAAUUUGUUUUCCAAAGCUGGACUGGAAGAAAUUCAGAAUCUAGAGGACAGACGACUACAAGUGAACCGAGGAAAGAAGGUUGUAAUGCGCCGGGUGUGGAUGCAGAGCAAGUACGGGAAACCAUAUCCACCUUCACCUUCUUAGCAUUCCUUCAUUCACAGCUUUAACUGGAACUAUAUUUUUUCAUAUAUACUUUUUUUAUACUUAAACUGGAUUAUUCAGUCCUAGUAAUGCAUUUUUGUUGAUGGUUGGGGGUAAAAUAUGUAUGUGAGCAAUAAAACUCAAU